Messenger RNA from Camelina sativa (false flax), 1293 nucleotides. Its product is annotated as U-box domain-containing protein 33-like. NCBI's taxonomy places the organism in Eukaryota, Viridiplantae, Streptophyta, Magnoliopsida, Brassicales, Brassicaceae. The record is from RefSeq and is a predicted model, not a curated record.
GAAAAAUGUAAUCAUCGAUCUGUCUCUUUCAAUAACAUAUAUAUAUGUAUAGAUUGAUGGAAUAUUCGAAGGAACAGAGAUACCGGAAUGGUGAGAUGUGCAGCCAUUGGGUGUCUUCUUGUCCAAGUAAACAAGCAAAUGCUUCUGCAAGAGACUUGUCUUUUCCAAAUUCUUGUCCCUCCAUCUUCCUAGAAAGUUCCUUCUUCUCAGGCUAUGGAGGAAACAGUCAGCUCAGGGAUACUUGAAGAGAAAAUCUACGUUGCAGUUGGGAGAAAUGUAUGGAAGAACACAUCAAAUCUCCUAUGGGCAUUACAAAACUCCGAGGGAAACAGAAUCUGCAUCCUUCAUAUUCACCAGCCAUCUCCAACGAUUCCUGUCUUGGGUACCAGAUUCGAAGCUUCGACGGCUGAUGAGGAGUUAGUGAGAGCAUAUAGAGGCAAAGAAACGGUGAAAACAGAGAAGAUUCUACAAGAGUACCUUAGUAUUUGCCUUAAGAAAGGGGUACAGGCAGAGAAACUGUGUUUUGAAAAGGACUCAAUCGAGAAAGGGAUUUUGGAAAUGAUACAACAGCAUAAAAUCAGGAAGCUUGUUAUGGGAGCUGCUGCAGAUAAACACUAUUCCAUGAAAAUGGAGGAUCUCAAGUCCAAUAAAGCAAGCUUCGUCUGCGAACAAGCGCCUGCUACUUGUCAAAUACAGUUUACCUGCAAAGGAAACCUUAUCCACACAAGGGAAGCUAGAAUGGAUGAAGUUCGAGCCCUCUCUGCGCUCUUGUCUGAGUUUCAGCGGCUUGUGUUGCCACAAAUAAGCACCAAUACGCUUCAAGAGGUAGUAAGUUUGGAUGGACAAAAAGACAAGGGAUCCUCCUCCUCUUGUCAGUCUGCUGGUACAUUGUCACACCCCGGAAGAUCUGAGGACUUAAUAAACGAAGUUCAAGAGGAACCGAAUGACUCAUCUUCUCAAGUUUUCCCGUGCAGCGGAAGGGGACUAAACAUGAUAAACUUCCUGAUCAGCUACACCAAACUAUGGCAGAAGCUCACAAUUCAAAACCAUGAGCAUCGUGAGUGACUCUCCAAUUUAAACGUCUCCUGGAAGAAGAGAGAGAUAAAAACUGCAAUGAACUGAUAUAGUUGUAUAUACAAUGUAUGUAACAAGAAUCAUUUGUGUGAGAUGUAGCUACUUGUGGCUUCUUCUUUUCUCGUCUUGUGUGACGUGUGAGUUGUGAUGCUAAAACAAAUGGAACCUGUCUUCAUUAUUUCUUCUUCUUCUAACUAUAAAUCUCAAUUUAAGUUAUCA